Messenger RNA from Bacidia gigantensis, 1014 nucleotides. RefSeq lists its product as uncharacterized. The record is from RefSeq and is a predicted model, not a curated record. The transcript is spliced from 2 exons. Lineage: Eukaryota; Fungi; Ascomycota; Lecanoromycetes; Lecanorales; Ramalinaceae. Bases 1 to 1014 code for a protein of 337 amino acids.
AUGUCUGCGAACAAUACAAGCUCUCGUAGCACCGGCGAAUCUACUAGGACCACCUUUCUCGGCAUGGUUUUGAACGACGACCAGUCCGUCGCGCCGACCUUCCCAACAGGUCAAACCAUGAGCUCCGCAGUCGAUAGAGCCAUUCGACGACUCCCCACGCCCCCGCCCCGCCAAACCACGCCGGUGCCAUCGGAUCCGGCACGUUACCAUACUCCAAAUCCAGCCUUCUCCAUCAGCUCCGCUCUGUUGGAAGUGGUUAAUGCCGAGCUCACCACCCUCAAUCCCGCCGUCUCCGCCCAACAAAGCUCCUUUGGGACGGCUUCUCUUGCCCCCCGCUCCGCUGCCCCCGCCUCCUCCGCCGGUGGAAACCCGGCAUACCUGGAUGCCAUCCAGGCGCAAUACCAGACCGCCCCCGCCCUCGCCGCCCCCCACCCCCACGGAGAAGGCACGAUCGACAGCUCCGCCUCGGCGGACACGGCAAACAACGCUGCUCCCCCGGCCCAACAGGGCGCAAGUGCCCAAGGGCACGUUUUCAUCGGGUCCUGGCCGUGCGUUGCGGUGACGAACUGCGUCACCGGCAACGACGACAUGCGGAAGGUCGUGUCACAUGUAUUCGGCCGCAACAAGAGAAGUACCUCGCUCCUCCCCGCCGACGCCUGGCUGCGGUGGUGCCGCAACCACUACCAGCGGAAAUGCUACCGCGGCAAAGUCGAGGGCAAUUGGCACCUCCAGCAGCUGGGCGUCGUUCGGGAGCAAUUAGCUCGUUUUGAGGAGACUCGUCUGGUCGCGUCGUUCGAUAUUUAUUUGACCAGGGCGGCGGAGGCGGCGGCACGCGAUGCCGACAAUUGGGAGAGUCUUUUGCUGGGGUUGGUGGGGAAUGGGCGGUCUUUUGCGGAGGUGAGGGAUGUGCUUGAUGACCUCGAGACGUGUUUUGAGGAUGCGAGAUUCGCCUCGCGGAGGGGGGAUGAGAAGGCGUUUCCGGGGCUAGAAAUAGUCCCUAAUAUUCCUGAGUAG